AUGAGAAACCUCAUGCUGUUUAUACGAGAGGAUGGUAAUGAUCUAGUGGUGAAUCAGGAGAUCUCUCUCCUGGAUGCCCUUGCAGGAAUGACACUCGAGCUGACAACGCUGGAUGGACGGAAUCUCAUGAUACCAUUGACAGAGAUUGUCAAACCAGGCAAUGAGGUAGUUGUCCCUAACGAAGGAAUGCCUAUUUCAAAGGAACCUAGAAAGAAGGGGAAUCUCAAGGUCAAGUUUGAUGUUAACUACCCAUCAAGGCUUACUGCAGAACAGAAAUCUGAACUGAGAAGAGUUCUGGGAGGAAGCUCAUGA
Molecule: messenger RNA, 312 nt
Organism: Ilex paraguariensis (yerba mate)
Lineage: Eukaryota; Viridiplantae; Streptophyta; Magnoliopsida; Aquifoliales; Aquifoliaceae
Source: the annotation of a GenBank genome assembly